AUGGGGAUCAUUGAAGGGGUAUGCUUCAUCUGUAAUGUUUUGCUAACCUUUGGCUGGUCACGAUAUGACACCGACGAGCAACGUCGUUUCGACGACAAAUACCUCGAAGAGCUACGGAAACACUCGAGUCAUAGGGCUCACUGGCGAAGUGAGGACAAUGUCAAGAUGGUGGCCUGGCUCGCACACAAUCGCCAGUCCAAGUCGACAAUCUGCUCCAGUCAGAUGGAGCUGUCCAAGGUGGCAAAAUCGAUCGGAAUCGACCCGAACACUCUACAGAGGAGGCACCGGAUCGUUCUGAAGAAGAUGAUGAUCAGUUCCAUGGGAGUUUCCGAGUACUGGGAUUCGUCUGCCAAGGUGACCAGACUCCGAUGGCCGGUCGAGUUGGUGAGAGAGUUGACGCCGGGUGUGUGUGAGAUGGUCCAGACGGUCGUUGGUGAGGGGGCGAAUCGCCAGGAGCAUGAGCCCGAGGCGGACGAGGCGUAUGUCAUCUCAGAUGAUGACGAUGACGGUGAUUUCAAGGACUGGGAAGGAGACGUGGAGAUGGGGCUGUUUGAGGCAUUUCCGAAGAUGACAGCAAACUUGCAGCUGCUAACAAGAAGAAUAGAUGGGGCUCAGCAGUCGACUUCGAGGCAGGAUUUUGAGGUCAAGUUAGUCUCGGGCUUAGAGGCGUUCACCAUGAAAGUGCAAGCUCAGCUCAAGAAGGCCUUGAAUACGAAGAAAAAUACAAUUCAGGAAACGGCGCAGGUGCAGCUCGAGCGGGCCCGAAUCCAGUGGCAGCGCCGGGAGCAGGAGCAGAGAGACUCUGAGUGCAGACGCCACAAGCAGGACCUCGACGAGGAGGACAGAUUGAGCCAGGAAAAGAAGCGCAAGAAUGCCAAGGACCUGGAGAAGGCGCGAGAGGAGGAGAAUUUGCUGAAGCAGAAGCAAGUGAAGAUGAGACACGAGUACUUACAGAAGAUUGAGAGCCAACAACGUGACUUUGAGCGAGAGAUGAGCGAGUCGCUGGAGCAAAGUCAGCUGUUAGCUUCCUCCGAGAAAGAAGGCGAAAAAUACCAUCAACCACUCGACUUUCCUGCUCAGCAACAACAUCAUCGGUCAUGA
Messenger RNA from Fusarium vanettenii 77-13-4, 1101 nucleotides. RefSeq lists its product as uncharacterized. Lineage: Eukaryota; Fungi; Ascomycota; Sordariomycetes; Hypocreales; Nectriaceae. The transcript has 3 exons. Bases 1 to 1101 code for a protein of 366 amino acids. The record is from RefSeq and is a predicted model, not a curated record.